UGAAAAAAUGCGCUAAAUUUGACUUGAAAAUGAGUUUACAAUUGAAAUCUAAAGUUAGACUUGCAAUUAUUGGAUUGACAAUUGGAUUGACAGUUGAUAAAUGGUUAACGAUACUCAAAGUUUGUCCAUUUGUCUUGGAGUUAAUCUUAUCCUUUAGCCUUGGAUUGAUGAUUCAAAUUGUUAAUCAGUUUUGUUUCAAUUGAUUGUCUUUACGUUUUUUUUGUUGAACAAAAUCAUUUCAUUUUGUCUUUUCAUUUUUUUACAGAAGAGAAGGAAAAGAAAGAUAAAGGAAGAGAAAAGAGAGAGAAAAGAAAGAAGUAAAAAGAAGAGGAAGAUAAGUGUUUAAUCACCUUUGUCUCCUCCUUCACCGGAUUGAAGGGAAGAAAAAAGAAAGAAAAAGAAAGAAGAUGAAAAAGAUGAAGAGAAACUGCCAAUCAUCUGAAAGAUGUGAGUCUCUGUCACCGCCUUAAAGGAGCAAUCGGCAUUUCAUGAUGAACAAUCAAACAAUUUCAACUCUUGCUGAUUGUCAAAACAUUUCACCAUCAUCAUCACCAACAAAGACAAUAUCAUCUUUAAUAUCAAUAUCAGUAUCAUCAUCAUCUUCAUCUUCAUCUCCGUCAUCAACAUCGAGUCCUUUAACGAUAUCCAAAUAUAAUAUUACCAAUCAACAAAUGACUACAACUGAUCAACAAGUUGAUCAACAUCAUCAACCUAAUCAUCAUCAUCACCAUCAACAUUUAAAUCAGCAAAAUGAUAAACAAACAUUCGAUCAACAGGAUUCAGUAAGCAAAUAUGACAAUUCAAAUAAAGCUGAAAAUCGUUUGAUUCAACCUGAUAUCCAUCAUCGCCAUCACCAUCACCAUCAUUCACACCAUCACCAUCACCACCAUCAUAACCACCGAUCAAUGGAGUUAGUGUUUAGGAAUAUUAUUCUGUAUGAACCUUUUAAUGUGAAAAGUAAUGGACUUUUUUGCUCCAAAUCAUCUUGUCUUGCCAGUAAAGGUGAGGAUGUUUCAAUUACAAUAGAUGAUGAUAAACGUAAUCAAGUCAACAGUUAUGAUAGCUGUUCAACGGCAACCUCAAGUUUAACGGAAAACAGACGCAUUUUGGACGAUAUUAAUGGUUAUGCCAGGCCAGGUCAAGUUCUUGGUAUUAUGGGUCCAUCAGGAUCGGGUAAAUCAAGUUUAUUAAAUGUUUUAUCCGGAAGAUUAAAGCCUGAUCAAGGUUGUAUUACACUUGCUGGUGAGAUGCUUAAUAAAAGGAUGAAACGAAAGAUUAAUUAUGUCCUUCAACAUGACAUUUUCCUACCUAAUUUAACUCUUAGACAGACUCUUAAGUAUAACGCUAUUCUUCGUCUACCUGAAUCAAUGAGUUACUCUCAGAAGAUGAAGCAAGUUGAUAAUAUUAUUGACAUUCUGGACCUGGGUCAAUGUAUGGAUACCAUUAUUGGUGAUGCUUCACGACGAGGUUUAUCUGGAGGUGAAAAGAAACGAGCCAACAUUGCUUGUGAACUUUUAUCAAAUCCAAGUGUAAUGCUUUUAGAUGAACCAACAUCUGGCUUAGACUCCAGCACUGCCUUAGGAAUAAUGAAAUUUUUAAAGGAAUACGCAAUGAAAGAGCGUAAAAUUGUGAUUAUCAGUAUUCAUCAACCUUCAUCUCAGAUAUUUUAUCUGCUUGACAAAUUAUUGUUAUUAUCCAAUGGUAAUUUGGCGUAUUUUGGAGACUCCCAUUCGGUUGUUCCUUUUUUCUCUUCAAUCGGCUUUGAAAUCACUCCAAAUUAUAAUCCGGCUGAUUUUAUGAUGGAAACUAUUAAGGGAAGCAAACAAGACCAAGAAAAGAUAAUAUCAGCUGCUCGUCGAUUAAGUAAAUUACCUUUAACCCAACGAUCGAGACCACCUUCACUUUCAUCAUCUUCAUCGCCAUCGUCUCAUCAAAUGAAAACAUCUUCCAUUGACCACCAUUCUCAAGAUUCCGAUGAUAAUUCCCAAUCUGAACUUAAUCCCCAUCCCCAUCAUCAACAUAUUCAGCAUCAUCAUUCUCAUCAAAGACGUCAUCAUCAUCGCCAAGAUUCACUUUCAGAACAUCAUCAUCAGACGGAACCAGACAAUCAUCAUGAUUCGAAUUGCGAUGAGGAUGACAUUGACAAUCGGGUUCCUGUAACACCUCCCAAUGGUGAGUUUGUUGGUGAUCAUGACCGGGCAGAUACAAAUCCUCUAUGGCCUGAUGGACAUGAAUCGUCUGAUGGACACGACACUAAACCUCCUGGAUCAACAGAGCUUAGAGUAAUAAUCGAUCCUUGUAAAAAGUUGACAAAAAUUUAUACCAAAAUCGGUUAUGAUGAUGAUUCGGGAAGAUCCAGUUGGACCGAAACUGAUCGCCUUUCAACAGCAACCUUUUCUUCUUAUUCAUUGGCAGCCUCAAAUGAUGAAAUGAACUACGCAGGAAGUAGGUUAAGUCCAUCAUCACGUUACUCUUCAACUGGUCGUAUUGUAGGCAAUGAAGCUUACGGUAAAUGGCCAACCUCUUUUUGGACUCAAUGUAAAGUAUUAAUGCAGCGAAAUUUCCACCAAUCAAGGGGAAGAAUGCUUUCCAAAUUGAACUGGAUCCAAGCUAUUGUACUUGGAGUAAUUACAGGUUUAAUGUGGUUUCAAAUACCAAGGCAAGAAUCAUCCCUCAAUGAUAUCCGGGGUUGGAUGUUUUUUGCAACUUCAUAUUGGCAGCUUUUCGCUCUAUUUGGUACACUUGUUUCUCUUCCCCCAGAGAAAGAAGUGGUAAAUAAAGAAAGAGCCUCUGGAUGUUAUCGCUUGUCUGCUUACUAUAUUGCCAAAUUGCUUGGAGAUUUACCGUCAAUAGUGGCUUUACCCACUGCCUUUUAUUUUAUAUCAUAUCCAAUGUUUAGUUUUUACUCCAUAACUCUUUUCAUAGUCCAAUGGUUUUUCUUUAUACUAAACUCUGUUGUCGCACAAACGAUGGGCUUUGUAAUCGGUGUAACCACAGGUAACCUCGAAGUAUCCAUGACAAUAUCAGCACUUUACUCCAUGUCAACCAAUCUAUUCGGUGGCUUCUACUCAAAUAUGGUACCAUCAUGGUUAACAUGGGCCAAAUAUUUGUCAAUUGUUCACUAUGCAUUUCAAAAUAUGCAAAUCAUCGAGCUCAUGUAUGGACCUCCGAUUAAGUGCUCGCCCAGUUUCUCUAGAUUCCCGAGUUGUAUAAAAAGAAAUGAAACUCUUCUAGAAGGAAAUGGACUGUUUAUAGCCAAAGAUGAACUUUUAAUGACAGUGGAAACGAUUGGCAGUACAACUGGUUUAGAGUCAAUUGGUUUAAAUACAUUCAUUUUACUCUGUUUCCUGACGUUUACCCAGAUCUUUGGUUAUAUAAUUCUGAGAUACGUUCGCAAAAAGUGAAUUUUUCAUCUAAUUAUAACAAUUAAUUAUUCUGCUUGCCUUGAUAUUUUCAAGUUAAACUGAAAAUGAUAUUUUCUAAAAGAAACACAUCACAUCAUUUUCACAAAAAAACAAAAACAUUAUACAAAUUACAAAAUAAAAAUUAUUACAAUGCUCAUGUUUGUCUCCUAAAAACUGAAUAGUUAUAUACUCAAUAAAAAACUAUUCAAUCGAUUAUCGAA
Tetranychus urticae (two-spotted spider mite) is the source of this 3625-nucleotide messenger RNA. It is a transcript of the gene E23, whose product is annotated as ABC transporter G family member E23. Lineage: Eukaryota; Metazoa; Arthropoda; Arachnida; Trombidiformes; Tetranychidae. Gene Ontology annotation, biological process: transmembrane transport. Gene Ontology annotation, cellular component: plasma membrane. The record is from RefSeq and is a predicted model, not a curated record. Gene Ontology annotation, molecular function: ATP binding; ATP hydrolysis activity; ABC-type transporter activity.